AACCGCAAAGAGCGCCGUGCCGCUGCGAAGGAAUCUGGCAAACACCCUUCGACCGCAACCAUCAAUGCCGCGGGCCACAUACCAUUAUCUCAACCCGAUCGCACCGGCCCCAAAGGCAAAACUCUCCUGGAGAUUGCAGAUGAACGAACCUCAGCGCUUCAAGGCAUGAUGGCUUCUGGUCAACCUUUCGAAAAGUCUCUUGGCGAUGGUCUGGCUCGCGACGAAAAUGGACGAGUGCUUCUACCUGCCAAAGACGACGACGAGGAAGCCGUGAUUGGGCCUGUGGGCGAAUCAUUCUUCUUGGCAACAAGUCUAGCAAUGGUCCACUUUACUCUGGAUGUGCUGGUGUUCAACCAAUAUGCACAAGAAAUCAGCUGGCCUGCCAUCAUCCAGCGCACAGCUAUUGCCUACCCAAUUCUCUUUCUCAUCGUCUACAUGAUGAAGUCAGAGAUGGCAAAUCGCUUCCAAACACUCAAGCAGCUGUUCUGUCUAUCUGUCGCAAUCGCGAGUGGUUGUUACAUGAUCUAUGCGGGCAACACAUACGACUACUUUGCAGUCAUGAAGCAGGCACCCCCGUUAGGUGCGCUUUGGAUUUGGAGUGUUAUUGAGAUGAAGCUGGAAUACGGACUUUUAAGCAUUCUGAUCGAUGUCGGAUUUCUGUUCUGGAACGGCUACACCGUGUUCUAG
This is a messenger RNA of Aureobasidium pullulans EXF-150, 687 nucleotides long. RefSeq lists its product as uncharacterized. The transcript has a single exon. The record is from RefSeq and is a predicted model, not a curated record. NCBI's taxonomy places the organism in Eukaryota, Fungi, Ascomycota, Dothideomycetes, Dothideales, Saccotheciaceae. The annotation marks the transcript as partial.